Molecule: messenger RNA, 1308 nt
Organism: Paramecium sonneborni
Lineage: Eukaryota; Ciliophora; Oligohymenophorea; Peniculida; Parameciidae
Source: the annotation of a GenBank genome assembly
AUGCAAUAUAUUUAUGGAUCCUUCAUAGAUGGAUGGUACAAUCUAAGAUACUUUCUAAUUUCAUAUUUCUAUGACUCUGAAUAAAAGUUAAGGCAGAACUCUAUAAACUUAUAUAUUCUUAAUAAUAUAAUCAAAGAUGACUGUGAUGUAGAUGUAAUCAUUUAAAUUAUCAUUUCUAGUAAAAGUUAAAUAAAUUGAAAAGUAUAUUUGAAAGUACUAUUUGGUUCUCAUAUAGAAACAAACUACCAUAACUAUAAUGUUUAAAUAUUAUAUUACAUUUUAAGAUAGUACACUUACUUCUGAUACAGGGUGGGGAUGUAUGUUACGAGUAGGAUAGAUGUCCUUAUGUUAAUAGAUCAAAUAUUUUUAUAAUAUUAAUACACCUGAAGCAUUAACUGAAUUAAUUUAGCAAUUUGCAGAUAAUGAUUAGAAUGAAUUUUCUAAUUUUUUAGAUCAAAAUGAUGGAGAUUAAAAAAUUAAAUAUAAAUCUCCUUUUUCCAUCCAGAAGAUUGUAGUGGAAACAAAAAAAGAAAUUUAAAAAACACCUGGAGAAUGGUACAAACCUAAUGAUAUCUUGUUUGUAUUAAAAAAUCUGUUUAGAUACUCAAAAUGUAUAUUAAAUUAAAUAAAUUUAAUAGUUUCAGAAAAUCUAAGGAUUUAUAUAAAUCAUGAAAAUGCCUUUAUUUUAAGUGAUGUUGUAAGUUUAAUGCUUAAUAACAAUGGUGGAAAUGAAGAGUGGUUUAAAGACUAUAUUUAAAAAGGUUAAAAUACAUCUAAUCAAUAUGGAGUUUCCAUUUAUAUAUUAACAAGAAUUGGAUUAGAAACUUGUAAUGAAGAAUACCUAAAAGUCAUAAAUGAAAUUAUGACGUACCCUUAAUUCUAAGGUAUUUUAGGAGGAUCUCCUAACAAAGCUUUAUACAUCUUGGGGAGGGUUGGAAAUUAUUAUAUUUAUUUGGAUCCUCAUUAUGUUUAAUAAGCCUAAAAUUAUGAAGAAAUAUAAAAUGAUCAAUCUUCUUACUCUUGCUAGAACAUUUAAUUAAUUGAUAGAUCUCAACUUGAUCCAUCUAUGGCACUAUCAUUUUGUGUUAAAAAUGCAUUAGAUUUGUUAGAUCUGUGGAUAAGAGUAAAUAUUAUAUAUUUAUUAUUUUCAAGUUAAAAUAAACAAAAUAAGAAAAUGGUGAGUCUUUUUUUAUUGCUUUAACAGAAAUUCAAUCCUAUUAUCAGUUGACUUGGUCCAUUUCUAAUGAAGAAAAUGAAGAUGAGUUUGUUACAAUUCUGAGCUGAAAUUAAUAUAUACUAAUUAUCAUC